Moneuplotes crassus is the source of this 2198-nucleotide messenger RNA. NCBI's taxonomy places the organism in Eukaryota, Ciliophora, Spirotrichea, Euplotida, Euplotidae. The record is from the annotation of a GenBank genome assembly.
AUUAUAAAUCCCAAAAACAAUGAAAAGCAAGAGAACUGUCAACAAUUAUUUCAGGAACAGAGGUAAAAGUAUAACUGAUCCUUCCUUCUCUUCCCACAAAAAGGACCUAAAAGGGAGGGAUCCAAGCCCUUUUGCUGCAAAGAAUGACCUAAAGGAGGCAAAGGUCAUAUCCUGAGAUGAUAUUAGCACUAUAAGUAUUGAAUGAGAGAACCAAUACAAAAUUCCUGAUGAAGACCAAGAGACUAAUUCUUCAAAAGAGUUUCAAAGGACAGACACUAAAUUCAAAUUUAAAAGAGCCUCCAAACCUUCUAAAAAUCCAAAUUCAAAAGUUCGUGAGAGUAUUCCGACUCGGUAUGAGAAGAACUUGAAGAGGAGGAAGACUGAUAGCGGUGUAGACGAGUCUGGGGACCAUGAGGUUGUCAUUCCCAGUACAUCCCUACUUGAAGGCUCCAAACACAACAAGAAUGCCGCCAUUUUUGGGACUCAAAAAGAAGCUGAUAAUACAGUACCACAAAAUGCUGGAAAACAAGUAACUUUCAGUGACGAUGUCGGCAUUAUUUCAAGCAAAAGAGAGCAGAAGAGGAAUUCUAAAGUUGGCACUGCUCAGGUUCUCGACUUGUUGUCCUACACAACACUGGGCAUCAUCAAGGAAACUCUUGAUGAAAGACAAGGUGGGUCUAAUGACACAACUAGUCUGGAGAAAAAUGCAGAAAUUAGUUCGGAAUCCAAUCAAAAUCGCGAAAAAGGAUCUAAAAGAUUUGAUCCAGUUGAUUCAAAUAAUGGCAAUCAGCUACCAAGAAAAUCUCAAGAAGGAAAUUCCAAAUCCAGUGUUCUUGGAAAACUGAGCAAUAAAACACUUGAGAUCCUCAGGAAGGUCCAGAAGGAAAAGAAGAGAGAGGACAAAGACCAAUGGAUCUGAGAAAGGACCAAAACAAGUGGGGAAGUUCAAGCUGAUAAGAUUCUCAAGGGUUUUAGCAUCAGUGAAAAAUACGAUGAUCUUCUAUCAGAAGCACCUCAAAUUGUGAUGCCUGUCCAUUACAAGCUACUGAUCAAGUUCUUUGCUGCACUCGAUGAUGCAGUCUUCUUCUUGAAGAAGAGAGGCAAAGUAUGCGCAUUUGAGGAAAUAGCAGUAUCAGUUGAAAGUAGCACCAAAAGAAGCUUCAACAUGGCUAAUUUCUGACAGAUUUUAACAGUUUCCCCAGACUCGUUCAUCUACGAAUGGAAGGACCUGAAAGGAUACAGAGGAUACAGCUUGAUCCUUGAUGUUCCAGGAAGAAAUCAUGAAGUCCAGUCAGUGAGUCAAAAGCGGAAAGAUGACUUCAGGAACAAACUUUUAGAAAAAGCCCUAGAAUGACAUCAAAAAUUCCUCAAUCAGAUCAUGAUAAAAAGACCAGCAUUGAAAGAGAUACUCGAAGAUUUUGAUCCAAUAAAGAUGCGCGGGUGGUAUCAUGAGUUUGACCCUCACACCAGAGUUCCUCCAAUAGAACCUAAGCAAAUUGCCUCAAAGCCAAAAUCUACAAAGCGGGGUGAGAGUGUUUCGGAGUUCAUGAAGAGAAACAGGAGCAUACAGAAGAAGUUUUCCCUUUCACAUCUCUCAGGGAGCAGAGAGAGCUCUGUUGAAGCGAAAGAGGAAGUAUUCCCCAAUACUCUUUCCUCAGGUAAGAAAAAGUUCGAAUUAAGUUUGGAGUCCAAAUCAAGUACAAAAAUUACUACGAUCAAAGGAAUCCCAAUGGAUCUAUUCUCAAGAAUUCAGUUGAAGGAGAAAGCCUCACAGGAUGAGAUACAAGAGAAGAAUAAUGAGUACAAACUGGAUAAGCCAAAAAUUGAGAGGGAAAGUCUAAUGAGACUCAUCGAAUCCUUAAAAUCAAUUUAUUCAGUCAGGAACUUGAACACCCUAGCUCUAAAGAAGGUACUUUCUGUUCUAGCAGACACCACAAGAGGUAAAUUUGAGUCAACAGUGACCAUAAAUCAAAAGCUACAAGACUUAUGCAUGGCAUCUCCUGAUUGGCUAAAGAUAGUCUCUACUCCAAGAGGAGAAUUCAUCAAAAUGAAGCUAAAUUACCCCAAGAAGAAUGUCAAAGUUGACAUUGAGAGGUACAUCAAGCAGAAAUACUCAGGACAAGAAUAGAUCAGGCUAUUCUUCGACAUUGGCAUAUCAGAAAUAUACAAGUUUUAAAAUAGUCUAAGACAUACUUCCA